This is a messenger RNA of Solea senegalensis (Senegalese sole), 2214 nucleotides long. Its product is annotated as E3 ubiquitin-protein ligase NHLRC1-like. The coding region runs from base 179 to 1417 and encodes 412 amino acids. Lineage: Eukaryota; Metazoa; Chordata; Actinopteri; Pleuronectiformes; Soleidae. The record is from RefSeq and is a predicted model, not a curated record. Gene Ontology annotation, molecular function: translation repressor activity; ubiquitin protein ligase activity; protein binding. The transcript has a single exon. Gene Ontology annotation, biological process: negative regulation of translation; protein polyubiquitination; proteasome-mediated ubiquitin-dependent protein catabolic process.
AGAGCUGCAGUGCUGCACAGGAAAGCUGUGUAAGGUGUCACGUGAUCUUCUGGGCCUACAGCACAGGACAUGAGUGUGUAAGCUCUAUUCACCCUCUGUUCAUCAUUCGCAGGGUUAGGGUUAGCUCGAAUGAUCAGUCUGCUUAUUUGUCUCUGCAUCAGCUGACUGUGAAAAGGCUAUGUCACUCAUGGCCACACAAUGGCGGGGCAGCUCUGACGGUAUCCUGAGAGAGAUCCAGAUUAAUUUGCUGGAGUGUAAAGUCUGCUUCGAGAAGUUCUGCAGACAGCAGAGGGAACGCAGACCGCAGAACCUUUCUUGUGGCCAUGUACUGUGUCUGGAAUGCAUCAAAGCUUUGUCCCACCCUCUCCUGAGGAAGCUGGAGUGCCCGUUCUGUCGACAGCUGUGCAGCGUUGACAGCACCUCCCACUGCCAGGUUCUUUGUGACCUCCAGGAGUUGCUGUUGUCCUGGAGUCCCAAAUCCUCUGCUCCUCCUUACAGGGCAAAACAAGGCUGCAGGUUGCCUGCAGGAGCAAGCUCAUCGGGCCUGAACUUCUCUGCAGCUUUUGGCGGCUGGGGUACUCUCAUCAACCCGACUGGAAUCGCUGUUUUAGGGGCUUCGGGUGGAAUAGUGGUGGUGCAUGAUGGCGAGAAGAGGGUGCUGGUGUUUUGUCCACAGGGUAGACAGUUGAAUCAUUUUGGACAAAGAGGACAAGCCAGUGGAGAGAUCUGUUACCCAGUGGAUGUGGCAGUGACACCCUGUGGUUAUGUGGUGGUGACAGAUGCAGGAGAUAAAGCUGUGAAAGUGUUCACCUCCAGAGGACACCACGUAUUGACAGUGAAGGAGUCCUUCCAGAUGCCCUGGGGUGUGGACACAGACAGCCGGGGCCACGUUCUGGUUUCAGACGUCCAGGCGGGCACGCUGUCUCAAGUAAAAGUGGACUUUGCUUGUGGUCGUGUUCUGCAGCAUCGUACGCCUCUCUCUGAGCUCCAGCAUCCAAAAGCAGUGGCCUGCUGUCAGGUGACAGGGAACACUGCAGUGAUGGAGCACUUCACUGAUGACACACAGUCACCGGUGACGCACCAACGCACAAGACUGAAAGUGUUUACCAGAGACUUCCAGCUCCUUUAUGAGACAGACAGUUUCAGCCUGAGCCUGCAGUCCCCAGUGAGGCUCAACAUGUCAGGCGUGGCCUUUGACCCAGCCGGAGACCUGCUGCUGGUCGACUCCACGCAGGGGAUGAUUUGGAGUUUGAAGAGGCUGGAGAAUGAGUCAAUCCUGACUCCUCUUGUAGGAGACCAUCUUAUCCGACCCGUUGGACUGGUGUCACUCAACAACAUGCUCAUCAUUCUGGACAGUGGAGACCAUGCAGUGAAGAUUUACUUUCCUAAAUCUGAGGCUCCAUCUAUGAUGUCAUGACAAGUAUAGAAUUAAUGAUAGUUGAGUUUCAUUUACUGUCCUCAGAUUCAAUGUGUAUACUCGUAAACUGUCCAGACUUAGGUGAAUGGAACAUUUGAUCAUUUUAAGAAGAAAUUUAAUUGAGAAAAUUCCAAGGUAAUUUAAACAAUUGCGUGUGUUUUAAACAAACACUUUUAAUAUAAUGGCAUGUUCAUGUUCCAGCCUCAAACUUUCAUCAGUGAGUCAAACUGUUUUACUAAGUAAAGGUUUUUGUGAAUACUGUACAUGUUAUAUAACCUUCUGUGGUUAGAUGUGCAAACAUGUCAAACUAAUUGUCAUUUUCUUAUUCCUGAACAGCUGUAUAAAAAAUAAAAGCAUAUUUAUCAGAUUAAACCAUAUUCAUUUUCUUAAUGUGGCUGUUGUCUUGCCUUUUCCUGCAUACUUUCACCUUUUAAGGAAGGAAAACAAAGGAAAACAAAAAACAAGGCCAUAAGGUCGCAAGGUCAUAGCCUGUAAUAUGGUGUUAUACAAGUAGAAAUUCCUUCAGUUUAAUGGGGCCACAUGGGAAGAGACAGGGAACUACUGCAAUACAGACAUAGUUAGCACUGAGGAUUCACUUAAAAUGUUGAGUGCUUACAUUCUCUUAUCUGCACUCAGCAUUAUCCUCUCUCACAAUGUCAGUGUUUAAUGGUAUUUUUUAUGGGUAUUAUUAAUCUAAUGUCAGGUUUUGUUUAUGAAAUAUGCAGCGUUUGUGUGUGUGUUUGUUUAAUAAUAAAAUAAUGCUAAUAAACCCCCUUUUUUGCAUUCUUACCUUUAAA